Molecule: messenger RNA, 1629 nt
Organism: Drosophila montana
Lineage: Eukaryota; Metazoa; Arthropoda; Insecta; Diptera; Drosophilidae
Gene: Mgat4b
Product: alpha-1,3-mannosyl-glycoprotein 4-beta-N-acetylglucosaminyltransferase b
Exons: 1
Coding region: 20-1552 (510 amino acids)
Biological process (GO): protein N-linked glycosylation
Molecular function (GO): acetylglucosaminyltransferase activity
Source: RefSeq, a predicted model, not a curated record
UAAUCGUCUAACCAUAAUUAUGAGGAUCAUAAACUUUCGUAUCAUAAUAAUAUUAUGCGCGCUCCUCACUUUCCUGUGGAUUUGUCUGACAAGUCUGCCUCGAGACCCACAACCAGUGAUAACACAAAAGAAAGUUGUGAAUCGGACUACACGGCUGGUCAACCACAGUCAUAGUCAACGUUUAAUGGCCAAGGACACAUAUCAGACGAUAACGGGGGCAAAACAACGCAAAGAUCCGUUGUGGCAGCGCAUCUUGCAGGGAUCACGUCUAUUGCUCGGUUCCAGCUAUAGUAGCGGCCGGACUGGUGUUCAAUAUGUGUUAGGCGUGCCCACUGUACACCGUGUGGGUGAGAAUUAUUUGUUGGGGACAGUAGCUCAUUUGAUAGAGAAAUUAAGCGACAACCAGCGGAACAAUUGCCUGCUUGUGAUCUAUAUAGGCGAGACGGACAGUCAAAUUGUGGAAUCUAUAUGGGAAGAGAUAAGCGACUCAUUCGGCGACCAUUUGGAUGAUGGCCUGAUUGAUGUCAUAUCGCCGCCAACUAAUUACUAUCCGGACUUUAAAUCGCUCUUUAUAACACUGCACGAUGAUCCUAAUCGCGUGCGUUGGCGCACUAAACAGGUCCUGGACUAUAUGUACCUGAUGACAUAUGCAAGCAGUCGUGGCAGCUACUAUCUACAACUGGAGGAUGAUAUCGAACCGACUGUCGGAUAUUUGGAUUAUAUUAUCCAUCUAAAGGGAUUGCAUACACACUUUCGUCUGGACCAUAAUCGUGGCUGGAUUGUUUUAAGUUUCUCGGAGCUGGGUUUCAUUGGCAAGCUUUUCCACGUGGAUGAGAUCAAACCAUUUUUAGCCCAUGUGCAGAAUUUUUACAAUGAUCAACCCAUUGACUGGCUGUUGUAUUCCUAUGUGAAGUUACGAAGUUGCCCCUGGGACAGUUUGAAUACUCCGGACUGCGAGCGCGAUUUUUUCAUGAACUAUAUACGCGCCGCCCAGUCUCAAUUUCAGCACAUUGGCGUAGAGUCCUCUCUGCGUUCCAAGGAGCAAAAACUUCGCGACGAGAAAUACGAACGGAAUUCGGGGGAGCAACGUAUGGCUCAUCUGCGACGGCCGAUCAACUUGGUAGCCUCUCACACGCACACGUUUCUGCAGGAUAGAAGACAUUUUGAACCUGGCGAGACCUUCAUGUGGAGCUACGUGCCGCAGGUCUCCUUGUUAAUGCGUUACCUGCUAAGUCACUUAAAAGAUUUCUGUCAGAUUAAAAUUGGAAGUGAUCACGGCGGAAAUGAUAAUUUUAGUGAACUGACUGUACAUUUAUUCAAAAAUCCGCCCAUUGUAAAUGAAUCAGAGACGCGACGUGUUGGUUUCCUUCUAAGUUACACUCAUCAGGCUGAGACAUGGUAUCCACAUAUAUUGUACUUUUAUAUGACGGAAAACGCAAUGGACAGUAAUGAAACCGCUUGGAUUGAACGCUUUAAUUGGACCAAUAAAGGAACUUCAUUGCAUAUAGAUCUGUGUAUGAAAAUUUGGAUUUUACUGUGGUGUCUGUCAUGAUUUAAACUUUUAUAAAAAAUGAAUACCUCGAGGGCAAGCCUUCUUAAUUAUAGUGAUUUGCAGGCUCUAUAAUUCCA